AGCCGAGUGAGCGGAAGCAGAGCUUCAGUCAGUGUGCUGGCACAGAGGGAGGCUGCGGUGACUUCUUCGUUUCUUUAUUUCGCACAGGUAUCUCGCUCCCCUUCCUCGCCACAAGUCACCUGGAUUUUUAAAAAAACAAAACAACAAAGAAACAGCAAAAGAAAAACAACAACAACAACAAAGAAAAUUAUUUAAAAAAAACAAAAACAAAAAAUACGACGUGCCCCUCCACCCGAUGUGAAAAAGAAAGAGGGGGAAAGGAGAGCAGAUAAAACAGAAGAGAAAUGGGAGCGUUUAGGGUGCUGCUGGGGAGUUUGCAUUACAUGGGACUCUACAUUCAACUUAGUGUCUCCACACGGCAAACUGGACACGGCGAGGUAGAGAACCACAUCUCCGGGAACGCAAUGUUCACAGAGGUGCCUCACGAUAUGACCGCCCACAGAGGUCAGGAUGUGGAGAUGGCCUGCUCCUUCAGAGGGGCGGGAACGCCCUCGUAUUCACUGGAGAUCCAGUGGUGGUACAUCAGGAACCAUCUGGACUGGACGGACAGACAGCCCUGGACGACCAAUGAAGUGGCUCCUGAGGAGGAGAUGCCGAAGGAUGCCACAAAGAUAAGUGUUGUAAAGGUUGUAGGAAGCAACAUCUCCCAUAAACUCCGCCUCUCCCGAGUCAAGCCGUCUGACGAAGGCACCUACGAAUGCCGCGUCAUUGACUUCAGCGAUGACGCAGGUGCCCGCCACCACCGCGUCAGGGCCUACCUGCAGGUGGUGCCGGAGAGCGACGGCAACCACAAUGACAACUUCGAGGCCGCGGACGAUACCAAGAGGGGAGUGGGAUUCGCCGACGGGGACGACAUGGAGUCUCACGGUGGCGCCAGAGAGCAAGCUCACGGCCAUCACCAGAAUCACGGGCACCACCAGGAGCACGGCAAGCAGCGGCCUUCGUCGCCGGCUCACCACGGCCACAGCCACAGCAGCAGUCAGCAGCACAAGGCAGGCAGAGAGCUGAGGAAGAGGGACGUGGACAGUAACCACAGCCACAAUGACUGCACCAACGAGCCGAGCUGUGCACCGUAGACGUUGGCCCAAUACACCUGAGUGAUAGAUUGCAUAACAUGAUGUGUGUCACAGCAUAGAAAAGCUACUCUUCCCACACAGAAGCAGGCCUGUGCACAAAUCCCGAAUCCCUAGAAAUCUACAGUAUGUCUUAUUCAGAGCACAGCGCCUUAAACUGUGUGCAAGGGACGUAGCUUUUUGUUGCUGUGCAUGGGUCUGGGUUGGACUGCUCACUGUCUGUAAAGCUUGGCUUCACGGCAUUGAGCAAAGGGAGGGAGGGGUUGACAUGUAGAUCUAGGCAGCUCCACUGUUUCUGGUCUCAGCGCCAAAAAAAAAAAAAAAAAAAAAAAAAAAAGACUCUGGCCCUACUAUUAACCCAUGCUCUGUUCCACUCUUGUACUUUAGAUACUGUAAAUGACACAACCCUGCUUUCACGCUCAUACUUCUUCCACUGCCUUACUCUGUCAUUUGAAUACACCCACAGAAAAUAGCACCAUGGUAUACCUUUUGAAACUGGGUCUGUCCCCAGUACAAUAGAAUUAAACUCCACCAUCAGUUAAUUCUUCUCUUGGAAAUCCUGUCCUUAGCUUUUCACCUAAAGCACCUAGCUCUUUCUGUGCAUUCAAAUAAUGGACAUGGAUAUGGUGCAAAACAUGUGUACACCCAAAAUUCAGCUACUUAUUCAGUGUUUACUCGCGGGAAGAAAGAAACAUGCUUUCUUCAGCAGGAAAUUCAUCAAAGACCCAGAGCAUCAGCGCUCAUCAGGGACAGAUAUGUCCUCAUUUCAUUUCAGCUGGACUAAACGCAGUGGCAGUGUGGAAAAGCGUGGGAUUUCCCAACAACCAUGGGUGUUCACAAUUCAAACAAAGCACAUCACCGGCUGCAUUAUUCCCACAGCGCUUUUGAGUUUAUGAAACAACAGCGCAACAGAAAGUGUGAUUUUUAUUCAACCCCACCCCCACCCCACCCCUUCCCUUUGUGCCGCAGGUUCGAUCCGCUCAUGGCUGUUCACGCUGAGGGAAAUCAAUCAGAUUGUUCCAUGUGGACGCCACCUGUUUGGAAAGCCAUGAAAAAGAUCAAAUCUGUGCCGCUGAAUUACAAAUCUGAUUUGGUGUGCCACUGAAUCUGGAUUAGAAAUGAUUAGAACAAACGUGAUCUUGGUGCAAGAUACUUUUUUUGCAGAGCAGUGCCGUACUCCUGUCUAAGCUUAGUUCCCUUAUUCCGAUGCUCUGGCCCAGUGCUCAUCAAUCAUUAAAAAGCCUCAAUCCUCUCCACUACAAGCCUCUAAUCCACUGUAUAUAUGACUGUAUAAUAUGAAAUAAAGUGAGUGCAUGUUCAGUAAUUUUUCUUAAAAACUUUUUCAACCAACCAUACACAAAGACAGUGUGGUAGUUAAAGAUAUUUUUGUUUAUUUAUUAGUUCAUUUAAAAAAAAAAAAGUCCACUCUGUUCUGAAUCUUUUUUCCUACUUUAGAAGUCUUGUCAAAAAGAGUUUUUUUUUUUUUUUUCAUUUUCAAAGCAGUUCUCCGUUGCUUUACUGCUCUCCAAAAGUGCUGUACAGACAGAUGAAUGAAACAUUCUCUUCGUAGCUGCUCAGAAAUGGGGUUUCCCUAAUGUAUCUUAGUACUUAAAGCAGUGUUUCUUAAACUACUGUACUGGAUGUGCAGGGCUGCAAACAUGAGUAUUACCAUAUUUUAAUGAGCCUGAAAACCUGGAUUCAUUUCGUGCAGUUUGGGACUCGGUCUGAAAAGGUUUGAGAGGCCAUUUUAUUUCUGCCAUUUUUGUAACUUGACGAUAAUCUCUUUGCUUAGAUGCUUUGUGUGAAGCGCUGCCCUUGUCUGAAGCACACAGUGUGGGGCGUUUUUGGGACAAAUGCUUUGCUCUGAAGGAAUCAAACGGGACAAAGUGAAUGUGGAUAACAUCCCGGAUGAAGCCUUGAGCUGUGACGGUGAGAAGAAAGAGGAAAACGUUGUUAGUGAAACACUGAAAUUGGCGGUCUGUACGUCAAGUGCUCAAGUGGUUGUGGGCAGUCCUUGUAGACUGGGAGGAGUGAUCAGUUGGAUUGUUUUUUUGUUUGUUUUUUUUUCAACCAGUAACUUUGAUUUGAUGUUUUGUAAAGAAGAGCUCACUGUUAAAAAAAACAAAACAAAAAAAAAAACAAAGGGAAAAUGUACAUUUCUUCUAGAAUGUUUGGUCUCACACUAAGUGUAUGCCUUUAUCAAAUGAAAUAAAUUGUAUAUGAAACAACAUUUUCUCAUUGAUUUA
Seriola aureovittata is the source of this 3319-nucleotide messenger RNA. RefSeq names its product V-set and transmembrane domain-containing protein 2-like protein. The transcript has 4 exons. Lineage: Eukaryota; Metazoa; Chordata; Actinopteri; Carangiformes; Carangidae. The record is from RefSeq and is a predicted model, not a curated record. Bases 285 to 1076 code for a protein of 263 amino acids.